Molecule: messenger RNA, 2433 nt
Organism: Apiotrichum porosum
Lineage: Eukaryota; Fungi; Basidiomycota; Tremellomycetes; Trichosporonales; Trichosporonaceae
Gene: CDC48
Product: AAA ATPase cdc48
Exons: 16
Coding region: 1-2433 (810 amino acids)
Biological process (GO): retrograde protein transport, ER to cytosol; mitotic spindle disassembly; autophagosome maturation
Cellular component (GO): cytosol; nucleus; VCP-NPL4-UFD1 AAA ATPase complex
Molecular function (GO): ATP binding; ATP hydrolysis activity; polyubiquitin modification-dependent protein binding
Source: RefSeq, a predicted model, not a curated record
AUGGCAGACCCUUCUCAGCCUGCCCCCGAUGACUCUACGGCGACUGCCAUCCUUCGUCAGAAGAAGUCUCCCAACCGCCUGAUGGUGGACGAGAGCCCUUCCGACGACAACAGUGUUGCCAUGCUCAACCCCAACACCAUGGAAACCCUUGGUCUCUUCCGUGGCGACACCAUCAUUGUUCGCGGCAAGCGUAGGAAGGACACUGUCCUUAUCUGCCUCAGCCAGGACGACGUCGAGGAGGGCAAGAUUUGCAUGAACAAGGUUGCCCGUGGCAACUGCGCCAUCAAACUCGGUGAUCUUGUCCACGUUUCGGCUGCCAACGACAUCAAGUACGGCAAGCGUAUCCACGUUCUUCCCUUUGCCGACUCCGUCGAGGGACUUUCCGGCAACCUCUUCGAUGUUUACCUCAAGCCCUACUUCCUGGAGGCGUACCGCCCCGUCCGCAAGGGUGACGUCUUCCAGAUCCGUGGCGGCAUGAGGACCGUCGACUUCAAGGUCAUCGAGGUUGACCCCUCCCCUUAUUGUAUUGUGGCUUCGGACACGGUUAUCCACACUGAGGGAGAGCCCCUUGACCGUGAGGCGGAGGAGGCUGACCUCAACGCUGUUGGUUACGAUGACCUCGGUGGCUGCAGGAAGCAGCUUGCACAGAUCCGUGAGCUUGUCGAGCUCCCUCUCCGUCACCCUCAGCUCUUCAAGGCCAUUGGUAUCAAGCCCCCCCGUGGUAUCCUCAUGUUCGGCCCCCCCGGUACCGGUAAGACUCUGAUGGCGCGUGCUGUCGCCAACGAGACCGGUGCCUUCUUCUUCCUUAUCAACGGUCCCGAGAUUAUGUCGAAGAUGGCCGGCGAGUCCGAGUCCAACCUUCGUAAGGCCUUUGAGGAGGCGGAGAAGAACAGCCCCGCCAUUAUCUUCAUCGACGAGAUCGACUCCAUUGCUCCCAAGCGUGACAAGACCAACGGCGAGGUCGAGCGCCGUGUUGUGUCGCAGCUCCUUACCCUCAUGGACGGUCUCAAGGCUCGUUCCAACGUUGUCGUCAUGGCCGCCACGAACCGCCCCAACUCGAUCGACCCCGCUCUUCGUCGUUUCGGCCGCUUUGACCGUGAGGUUGACAUUGGUAUCCCUGACCCCACCGGCCGCCUCGAGAUUCUCCGCAUCCACACCAAGAACAUGAAGCUCUCGGACGACGUCGACCUCGAGCAGAUUGCCGCCGACACUCACGGUUAUGUCGGUGCGGACAUGGCCUCGCUGUGCUCUGAGGCUGCCAUGCAGCAGAUCCGUGAGAAGAUGGACCUUAUCGACCUUGACGAGGACACCAUCGACGCGGAAGUGCUCGACUCGCUUGGUGUCACCAUGGAGAACUUCCGCUACGCUCUCGGCGUCAACAACCCCUCGGCUCUCCGUGAGACCGUCGUCGAGAUCCCUACGACUACCUGGGGCGACAUUGGUGGCCUCGAAAAGGUCAAGCGCGAGCUGCAGGAGACCGUCUCGUAUCCUGUCGAGCACCCCGAAAAGUUCCUCAAGUACGGCAUGUCCCCCUCCAAGGGUGUGCUCUUCUAUGGCCCUCCCGGUACCGGAAAGACGAUGCUUGCCAAGGCUAUUGCCAACGAGUGCCAGGCCAACUUCAUCUCCAUCAAGGGCCCCGAGCUCCUCACCAUGUGGUUCGGCGAGUCGGAAGCCAACGUCCGCGACGUCUUUGACAAGGCCCGUGCCGCCGCUCCCUGUGUCAUGUUCUUUGACGAGCUUGACUCUAUUGCCAAGGCUCGUGGCGGCUCUGGCGGUGACGCUGGUGGCGCCAGCGACCGUGUGCUCAACCAGAUCCUUACCGAGAUGGACGGCAUGAACGCCAAGAAGAACGUCUUCAUCAUUGGUGCUACCAACCGUCCUGACCAGAUCGACCCCGCCCUUCUCCGUCCUGGCCGUCUCGACCAGCUCAUCUACAUUCCUCUCCCCGACGAGGCGUCGCGUCUCUCGAUUCUCCAGGCUACUCUUCGCAAGUCUCCCGUCGACCCGCGUGUCGACAUGAACUUCCUCGCCAAGAACACUGCUGGCUUCUCCGGUGCCGACCUUACCGAGAUCUGCCAGCGUGCUGCCAAACUCGCUAUCCGCGAGAGCAUUGAGUCGGACGUUCGCAGGGACAACGAGCGCAAGGCCAAGGCCGAGGCUGCGGGUGGGGACCUCGACGUCGACCUCAUGGACGAGGAGAACGAGGAGGACCCUGUGCCCACCAUCACUGUUGACCACUUUGAGGAGGCCAUGAAGUUUGCCCGCCGCUCCGUUUCCGACGCCGACAUUCGUCGCUACGAGAUGUUCAGCACGUCGCUGCAGCAGUCCAGGGGCUUCGGCAACAACUUCAAGUUCCCCGAGAGUGGUGGUGAGGCUGCCGAGGGUGGCGCCACCUUCCAGAACGAGGCCGAUGACGACGACCUCUACGCUUAA